Molecule: messenger RNA, 623 nt
Organism: Striga hermonthica
Lineage: Eukaryota; Viridiplantae; Streptophyta; Magnoliopsida; Lamiales; Orobanchaceae
Source: the annotation of a GenBank genome assembly
CUCGCGGAAAGCGGCAACGGGAACGACAAUUUCGACGACCAACGGCGGGCAGAAGCGCAGGAACGGUGGCGCGUGUACGGUGAUUUACGGGACCUGGCAGCGAUGGUGUCCCACGGACAGCAGGUAUCCAAACGAAAGCAUGCGUCCCUGCGAGAAGGAGGGUUGUACCUGGGAUAGGCUCAAGGAGCUGAUCCACGAGAAGUACUACCCCACUUAUUACAGAGCAGAGAUGGAGCGUCAGUUUCUGUCGCUCAAGCAGGGUACUCGGUCUGUUGACGAGUACGAGAGAGAGUUUACCCGACUUGCAGCUUUUGUUCUGGACCUGGUUCGUACGGAGGCACAGAGGGCACAACGCUUCAUCGACGGGCUUUACCUAGUAGUCCGUCACAACAUUGUAGGUAACGGGACCCAGACCUAUGCUCGUGCCGUUUCGAUUGCCCAGGAGGUGGGCGCCAGCAUCCGGAGGGAGGCCAACCGCGAUCGUUCUCAGCCAUCCGCCCCCGUCCAGUCAUCCACAGCUCCACCAGCCCUACCAGCUGCCCGCCGACGAAAGAGAAGAAGAGGAAGGGGAAGGGUGGCCAGACUGACAGGAGGACCCGAUAGAGACAGCAGCAUGUUCCACC